AUUGUCAAAUGAUUAUUAUAUAAAAGUAAGUUUCAGCUUAUUCGAAUCAUAGAUGAAGUAGUGCUCUUUCUUGAAUCACACCACUCAACCAGAAGUAUGUUUGCCAGAUUUUUACCGAUUUUAGCUGCUUUUGCUGUGGAUCUAUCACCGUGUCUUGGUCAAUAUGCUGGUGCCGGGGGAGGUGAAGGAAUGGCUGGAGGCAUGGCUGGUAUGGGGCAGAUGAUGGCAGGAAUGGGCGGAAUGGGGAAUUUUGCAAGUAUGUUUGGUGGAGGUGGUGGAGGAGGAGGCGGUGGAGAAGGAGGAAGAAAUAACGGAAUGAUGAGUGCAUUUGCGUCUAUGAUGGGAAACGGCGCUGGAGCUGAAAAUGGAGCUGGAGCUGGGAAUGGAAAUGGAAAUGGAUUGCCACCAAUUGCUGCUAAUAUGAUCAGACAACAAGUUACUGAGGCCGUUCAUUAUAUUGUUGGUCCUGAAGCCAAGCCGGACCAAGCAAUUAUCGCAUACGCCACAACUCAGGGACGCGUUCCUAGUACAAUGUUUGAAAUGCUUCCUUAUAUGCCUUACUUACAAAAGAUUGCUCUAACAUCGUACGGACCGUGGCUUGAGGCAGAGGCCGCGGCUCCACCUUCAACGAAUGGUACAAAUCCGGCUACUGGACCAACUGACCCAGCAGUUAAAGCUAAAAAUCUUGUUGCCCUGAAAAAAGCCCUUGAAGCGACAGUAAUGAGAAGGGCUGUAUCAUAUAUGAACAGACCACAGACACAGCAGGCAGCCGCGGGAGCUGGUAUGAUGGCAGCUAUGGGACGAAUGAUUCCUAAUAUGAUUAGAGGAAUUUCAGCACAAUACAUGUAGAUGACAAGUGAUUAGAAUAGGGCAAAUUGUUAUUUUCAUCAUUUAAACAAACUGUAAAAAGAUAUCAUUGAAGAAUUCUGACUUUUUAACUAAACAUGUUCAAAAAUUGUUGCAAAAGACAAUCGUGUCAGUGUUUUCGGUCUCUCUGAAAACUUUUCAUCUAUUUUGAUGAAUUGAAAGAGUAAUGUUAUCUUCUUUAAGGAGAAUAUGAUAACUCUCUCAUAACCUAUUAGAUGUAAAUUUAUAAAUAUAAAGAGCUGUGUGAAGCCUUUAAACUGGUUCUUGUUGCUGGGUCGUAUGGGGGUUGCGUUUAUUGAACGCCGCCUUUCCUUGUUGAUCUCGUUUAUCGUAUUUUAAAGAAUACAGAGAAAAAUUGUCCUGACAGGACGCCCAGAAUGACAAGAUUUACAAUGUUUAGUACGUCAAACAAUGCCGAUUAUAUUUAUUUUGUUACUAUUCUUUUAAAACACUGAAUUUGUGAUAGUCCCUUCUAGAACUCACAAAAUGGCUGCUGCACAAUUAAUUGACUUGAAUAUCCAUGCCCAUGCCCAACUUACAGUCUGGAUAUACGAUUUCGUUAUCAAUUUUAAUGUAAUCACUUUUGAAAGAUCCCCUUUUCUCCCUAAGUUAUAAACUUUCCUUACAAUACAUUAUUAUUUACGUUUGUUAUAUCAAUGAUAUUUGAAAUAUUUAUGAUAUUUGAAAUAUUACUUAUUAUCUUUGUAUUCAUAUAUUCAUGCAAGAUAUAAUAUUUAACUUUGUUUUACAAGAGUGAACAGUGUAUAACGAAAAUGGCACAGAUUGCAUUAUGCUUUAUUUGAAGCAAACAUGAAUAUUGCUCUUUUUAAAUAUUGUAUACAAUUUGUAACGAAGAAUAAAGUUAUGUUUAA
Messenger RNA from Ruditapes philippinarum (Manila clam), 1739 nucleotides. RefSeq lists its product as uncharacterized. The coding region runs from base 97 to 849 and encodes 250 amino acids. Lineage: Eukaryota; Metazoa; Mollusca; Bivalvia; Venerida; Veneridae. The transcript has 2 exons. The record is from RefSeq and is a predicted model, not a curated record.